Messenger RNA from Hibiscus syriacus, 2413 nucleotides. Its product is annotated as probable inactive receptor kinase At5g58300. Gene Ontology annotation, biological process: protein phosphorylation. Gene Ontology annotation, molecular function: protein kinase activity; protein binding; ATP binding. The record is from RefSeq and is a predicted model, not a curated record. The transcript has 3 exons. Bases 350 to 2266 code for a protein of 638 amino acids. Lineage: Eukaryota; Viridiplantae; Streptophyta; Magnoliopsida; Malvales; Malvaceae.
AGGAAAAUUUGACUAGGAGUCCACCUACUCACUAAUGAGUUAUUUAGGAAGCAAUGCCCCAUUUGUAAUUCGUUUGGGUCAAACAAUUUUCAGAUUCCAAUCCCAACAUCUACCUUCUCCCAGAUCUGCUCUGCACUGCAAUUCCCAAGCUUUAGCUAGAAACCUUAGCUUUACAAACAAGCCUUCACUGUCGGUUCCCCGAAAACCCAGAAUUUUGCUACUCAUCUCCUCCUAUUUUUUGCUUCUGUUUCUCUUUUGGCGAGCUUAUUGUUUGCAGAAAUGGCGUUAAAGGAACCCAAUUUCCAAAACCCAGAUUUUCCAUUUUAGCUUCUUCGGCUGCUGAAGGGGAAUGGAGACUGCUGAAAUGAAGCUGCCUUCCUACUUUGCUGCAUUUGCUUGCCUGUUCCUUUGCUGUAGUUCGGAAACAGUUUCCGACUUGAACUCCGAUGAGCAAGCCCUCUUACAAUUUUCUGCCACCAUUCCCCAUGGCCGUAAACUUAACUGGAGUGCUGCUACCCCGGUGUGCACUUGGGUUGGCAUCAACUGCACCAAGGACGGAUCCCGUGUACUAGGUGUCCACCUUCCUGGUGUUGGACUGCGUGGUCCAAUUCCAGCCAACACACUCGGAAAGCUUGAUGCUCUCAUGAUCCUCAGCCUUCGAUCGAAUAGUCUCAGUGGGAACCUUCCGUCUGAUGUACUCUCCCUUUCCUCUCUUCGUUACGUAUACCUUCAGCGCAACAACUUUUCAGGUGACAUCACUUCGACUGUCCCUCCCAAUCUGGAGGUUCUUGAUCUCUCUUUCAACUCCUUGACAGGAAACAUUCCGACUGCAAUUCAAAAUCUAACAAACCUGACUAGUUUAAACCUCCAGAAUAACUCCCUUACAGGAUUCAUUCCCAGUUUCAAUCUUCCAAGGCUUAAGCUGUUGAAUUUGAGCUACAAUGAUUUAAAUGGAUCAGUCCCAUCUUCCCUCCAAAGGUUCUCUGCUUCUUCUUUCGUUGGAAACCAUUUGUGUGGGCCUCCACUUAACCAGUGUCCUACAAUCACCCCUUCACCGUCGCCUACCCCCACUUACUUGCCUCCCCCAACAGUGCCGGAAAACCCGAGAGGGGACUCCCAGAAGAAAUUAAGUAGGCAUGCCAUAAUUGCCAUAGCAGUUGCAGGUUCUGCAGCACUGGUGUUUUUCUUGUUGCUAAUGCUUGUACUUUGCCGUUUAAAGAAAAAGCGUGAUCAAGGCAGGACACUCACAUCGAAAAUGAAAGGCGGAAGGAGCGAGAAACCGAAGGAAGAUUUUGGGAGUGGGGUGCAAGAGGCAGAGAAGAACAAGUUGGUUUUCUUUGAAGGUUGUUCAUACAAUUUUGAUCUUGAGGAUUUGUUGAGAGCUUCGGCUGAAGUGGUUGGGAAAGGGAGUUAUGGUACGAUGUAUAAGGCAAUUUUGGAGGAAGGAAUAACAGUGGUUGUGAAGAGGUUGAAAGAAGUAGGUGCAGGGAAAAGAGAAUUUGAACAACAAAUGGAAAUUGUUGGAAGGCUUGGUCUGCACCCAAAUCUUGUGCCCCUUCGUGCCUAUUACUAUUCGAAGGAUGAGAAGUUGCUGGUAUACGACUACAAAGCGGCCGGAAGUUUUUCCUCAUUAUUGCAUGGAAGCCGAGAAAGAGGACUUCCUCUUCUAGACUGGGAUUCGAGGGUAAAGAUUUCCAUGGGUGCAGCAAAAGGCAUUGCCUACAUCCAUUCUUCUGGUGGUGGAAAAUUCAUCCAUGGCAACAUCAAGUCCUCCAAUGUCCUCCUCACAGAGGACUUACAUGGCUGCAUUUCUGAUUUUGGAUUGACUCCUCUAAUGACUUUCCCAAAGGUUCCAUCUAGAAGUGCGGGAUACCGAGCUCCAGAAGUGAUUGAAACCCGAAAAUUUACUCAAAAGUCCGAUGUCUACAGUUUUGGUGUACUACUCCUAGAGAUGCUGACAGGCAAAGCGGUAAUCCAAUCAUCAGGGCGUGAAGAUGUGGUCGACCUUCCAAGGUGGGUUCAGUCUGUUGUUAGAGAGGAAUGGACGGCCGAAGUGUUUGAUGUAGAGCUGAUGAAGUAUCCAAAUAUCGAAGAAGAACUGGUGCAGAUGCUUCAGGUAGCAAUGACUUGCGUGGCAAGAUUGCCGGACAUGAGGCCUACAAUGGAGGAAGUGACUAGGAUGAUUGAAGAAAUUCGGCCAUUUGAGCCUGAGAGCCGGCCCUCUUCGGAGGACAAGUCCAAGGGCUCAGAUACACGAACCCCGUGAUUGUUGUAGCCAGGAUGUCGAUGUUGUGAAUUAAGAUUUAAAUAUGCUGGCGAAGAUUCAAGUUUCAUGUUGUUAGAACUUCAUCUUUGCAUCUUUCUCUAACAGUUAAAUUCUUCCCUGUGAUUGUUAGGAAAAUUUGUUUAAGGG